AUGGGCGGCGCGACCGCGCCGGGGCUCCAGGGGGGCACGAACCGGCCCCAGUCCGCCGGCGGCGGCGUGCGCCAGUCGACGUCGGGCCGCGACGCGUACCACUGCGCGCCGGAGCAGCGCGAGUACCUCACGCGGCUGCUCGUGGGCUCCGUGCAGAACCGGCGGGGGCUGCCCGACUUCUACAGCUUCGGCAAGGUCAUCGGCGUGGGGUCCUUCGGCACGGUGCGCAUCGCCUGGCACAAGCUCACGGGCCAGAAGGUGGCCAUCAAGACGUACGAGCGGUCGAAGAUGAAGGACCCGCAGCAGUGGAAGCGCGUGCAGCAGGAGGCCAGGGUCAUGGAGAAGCUCAGCGACUCGCCCCUCGUCUGCCGCUUCCUCGAGGCCUUCGAGACCAUGGCGCCGCGGCGCGCGCACCUCAUCAUGGAGUUCCUGCCGGGCGGGAAUCUGUGCUCGUACGUCAAGGCGAAGCGGAAGAUCGCGGAGCCGGAGCUCCAGCCCCUGAUGCUCCAGCUGGCGACGGCGCUCCACCACAUGCACGAGCUGAACAUCGUGCACCGCGACAUCAAGCUCGAGAACAUCCUGUUCCUCGACGAAAAGCGGACGAUCGUCCGCGUCAUCGACUUCGGGUUCUCGACGCGGUGCGCGCCGGACCGGCGGCUCCGCCUCUUCUGCGGCACGCCGUCCUACAUGGCGCCGGAGAUCGUGCGCCGCACGGAGUACCGCGGCAAGCCCAUCGAUCUGUGGUCCAUCGGCGUCGUCGCGUACGCGUGCCUCGGCGGCCACUUCCCCUUCGCCGCGCGGUCCCAGCCCGAGCUCUACCGCAAGAUUUUGCGGGGCACCUACCGGUUGCCCGAGGGCCUGAGCCCCAACGCCGUCGCGCUCCUGCAGGCCUGCAUCGUCGUCGACGUGAACCGCCGCGUCACCGCGCCGGACCUCCGGCGCCACCCGUUCGUCGUCGCGGGCGCGUCCAACGGCACGUACCCGGGCGCGAAUCUGGGGUCCCUCACGCGGUCCCAGAACCCCCAGGACGACGUGCGCCGCGAGGCCGUCGCGCGCAUCGAGGCCCUCGGCGUCUCCCGCGACGCGCUCAUCCAGGGCAUCACGCGCGGCGAGCACACGCCCAUCACUUCCUGCUACUACCUCCUCAUGGACUCCAUGGGCCUCCGCACGGGGCCGGGGCCCCACGGCUCCACGUCCCACGGCACCCUCAAGCACAACAACGAGAACGAGCUCCCGCAGGACGCGCAGGCCCCGGCGAAGCCCCACGCGCAGAAGGCCUGA
Molecule: messenger RNA, 1281 nt
Organism: Aureococcus anophagefferens
Lineage: Eukaryota; Pelagophyceae; Pelagomonadales; Pelagomonadaceae
Exons: 1
Coding region: 1-1281 (426 amino acids)
Biological process (GO): protein phosphorylation; intracellular signal transduction
Cellular component (GO): cytoplasm
Molecular function (GO): ATP binding; protein serine/threonine kinase activity
Source: RefSeq, a predicted model, not a curated record